Messenger RNA from Fusarium redolens, 774 nucleotides. RefSeq lists its product as uncharacterized. NCBI's taxonomy places the organism in Eukaryota, Fungi, Ascomycota, Sordariomycetes, Hypocreales, Nectriaceae. Gene Ontology annotation, molecular function: DNA-binding transcription factor activity, RNA polymerase II-specific; RNA polymerase II cis-regulatory region sequence-specific DNA binding. Gene Ontology annotation, biological process: regulation of transcription by RNA polymerase II. The coding region runs from base 1 to 774 and encodes 257 amino acids. The transcript has 2 exons. The record is from RefSeq and is a predicted model, not a curated record.
AUGCUCGACGGCUGCACUCCAGACGAGGCUAUUGGAAACGACCUCACUGUAUACUGUCCGGUCGUUCCAUCCCAUCAUCAAUGGGAGCUCUCGGAGUCUAUGAACUCGCCAGCCUUCCUGGGCGCUUUCCAGGAUGAAGUCUGCAUCACUACGCUGUCCAGACAGACUUACCUUCCCCAAGACCAAUUCGUAUUUUACAGGGACUUUAGUUCAGGAGACCGUUGGGUCGAUACGUACUCCACCGUCAAGAACCAAACUCUAUCAUCCGAACACCUGGUAACAGUCGCUGAUGAGUCACCCUUAACCUUGACUCCUUCCCUGCAGUUUGAACGCGUAGCUCUAAGAUCCGCUAGACGCAAUGCCAGAGGAGAUAAUAAUACGGACGAUCAGAGGAGAAAAGGGAGUCUUGCUGACGAAAAUGGGACCAACAUCAGCAGCGGCGCGACUAAUCAUAAACACGCGAAACAUAAGCAAGCACAAGAGAGAAAUCGUAUCGCUGCCAAUAAAUGUCGCAUGAGAAAGAAGGAUGAUCUUGCGAAACUCCAGUCCUAUGAACAGGCUAUGGAGCAACGCCAUAGAAUGCUAUCUAGCUGCGUGGGUGACCUGAAAGAAGAGGUUCUAUAUCUGAAGAUGCAACUGUUACAGCACACGAGUUGUAACUGUACCUUAAUACAUCAUUACAUUAGCGAAGAGGCACAGCAGUAUAUUCACGCUCUAGAAACGAGAUCAGGCUUGCAAACAAAUAAAUCAAAUCAAAUCGGGGGUCUAAUUUGA